Cyclopterus lumpus (lumpfish) is the source of this 4572-nucleotide messenger RNA. It is a transcript of the gene atp7b, whose product is annotated as ATPase copper transporting beta. Gene Ontology annotation, biological process: copper ion homeostasis; monoatomic cation transport. Gene Ontology annotation, cellular component: membrane. Gene Ontology annotation, molecular function: copper ion binding; ATP hydrolysis activity; ATP binding. Bases 224 to 4213 code for a protein of 1329 amino acids. NCBI's taxonomy places the organism in Eukaryota, Metazoa, Chordata, Actinopteri, Perciformes, Cyclopteridae. The record is from RefSeq and is a predicted model, not a curated record. The transcript has 21 exons.
CUCAUCGGACACGGAGUGAACAUGGUGCAGAUAUGCGUUGUUUUGGAGUCUCCUGCACCUUCUGCAGAAGUCAUGUGAUUAAAGGCUUUGUCAUAAACCAUCCACGGGUGCUGCGCUGCUCUUUUUCUCCAGGAACAGGGCGCAGCGCGUACCCACUGCGGACUUUAGCCCUCGGACUCUCACUGGUAAAGUCGAGCCAACACGGCGUUGGAGCAGCGCGACCAUGUUUUCACCAAAGUCGCCUAAAAACCCGUCCAAGUGUGUCUCCAAGUCGGCGCGCGGCACACAGGAGCAGAUCCGCAUGGUCGAGUGCGGCUGUGAGCCGGACUGCCCCUGCAGCGCCCACUCGGCCGGCAGCAGGGGACACUGCGCGCCCGAGUUCAAGGAGAAUGGCCUCGACAUGGAGAAACAAGGCCUCGACAACUUGGCCUACGAGUACGGGAGUCAGACGGAGCUCUGCCCUCCGCCCAAAACGGCCUCCGGAGCCACUUUUAAACUCCUGGGACUGACCCCCGAGCACCAGGCCCAGGCCAUCGAGAGCAGAAUCUGCAGCCUGGGGGGCGUUCUUGCCGCCAGCGUGUCUUUACCCAACUGCUCGGCCAAAGUGGACUACGACACCUCGGUCAUCACGACCAGAGAGAUCGUCCUGGAGCUCCAGAGGUCGGGGUUCAGCGUGGAGUCGGCGGCACGGAUCGGGGUGGACGGGAUGCACUGCCAGUCCUGUGUGCAGUCCAUUGAGGGGCAGAUUGGGCUUCUUCCCGGGGUGUCGCACAUUCAGGUGUCCCUUCAGGACGCUGCGGCGCUUAUCGUGUACCAACCUCUACUCGUGAGCCAGCAGGAGCUGAGAGACGGCAUCGAGGAUAUGGGUUUUGGUGCCCGGUUAUGGGCCGAUGAGUCGUCUGGGUGGGACGCGUUGAACGCCACUGUCACCGUGUGGAUUGUUGGGAUGACUUGCAACUCUUGCGUGCAGUCCAUAGAAGGGAGGAUCUCUCAGAUGACGGGUGUGCAGUCCAUCGCGGUGUCACUUAGGGAGAGAAAGGGAACGGUGACCUUUAACCCCAGUCUGACGGCGCCGCAGCAGCUCAGGGCGGCGAUCGAAGACAUGGGCUUCGACGCGUCGCUUGAAGAACCUGCAAAGAUCAGCCAGCCUUGUGAAACAUCGGGGCCCGUUAGCUCGAUGCCAUCCGCCCUCUCUGACUCGCAACCGGCCAAUCGGACGGCGGUCAGCAACGGCAGCGGAUCGCAGGCGGCCUCCGGGAGCCGGGUUAAAGCUCAGAAAUGCUUCAUCCGUGUGACGGGGAUGACCUGCGCCUCCUGCGUGGCCAACAUCGAGAGGAACCUGCUCAAACACGGAGGAAUCGUUGCGGUGUUGGUGUCACUCAUGGCCGGAAAGGCGGAGGUGAAGUACGAUCCAGGAGUCCUGGACUCCGCGGCUGUGACUCAGCUCAUAGAGGACUUGGGCUUCGGAGCCACGCUGAUGGAGGACAAUGCAGUCUCACACGGGAAGCUGGACCUCACUAUCACAGGCAUGACGUGUGCGUCGUGUGUGCACAGCAUCGAGUCCAAGCUCACCGCCACCAAAGGGAUCCUCGGGGCCGCCGUCGCUCUGGCAACCAACAAAGCCCAGAUCCAGUUUGACCCGGAGGUGCUGGGAGGUCGAGAUAUCGUCAAGAUCAUUCAGAGUCUCGGGUUCGAGGCCAGUCUGCUGAAGGCAAGCUUCAAAAACAACCUUGAUCACACCGAAGAAAUCCGACAGUGGAAGAACUCCUUCCUGCUAUGCCUCGUUUUCGGCGUGCCCGUGAUGGGCCUCAUGAUCUACAUGAUGGUGAUGGAGAGUCAGCACCAGGAGCACGGAGGCUCAAUGCCCGAGGAGCAGAACCUGCUGCCCGGCCUCUCCCUCCUCAACCUGGCCUUCUUCCUGCUCUGUACACCUGUGCAGAUCUUCGGAGGCCGAUACUUCUAUAUCCAGGCGUACCGCUCGCUGAAACACCGCACGGCCAACAUGGACGUGCUCAUCGUGUUGGCCACCUCCAUUGCCUACAUCUACUCCUGCGUGGUCCUCGUCGUCGCCAUGGCCGAGCGAGCCAGCCAGAGCCCCGUCACCUUCUUCGACACUCCGCCCAUGCUGUUUGUGUUCAUCGCGCUGGGUCGCUGGCUGGAGCACGUCGCAAAAAGUAAAACCUCAGAAGCGUUGGCCAAAUUAAUGUCCCUUCAAGCCACUGAUGCCACUGUGGUCACUUUGGGACUGGACAACUCCAUCCUCAGUGAGGAGCAGGUGGUGGUGGAGCUGGUCCAGCGGGGCGACGUCGUAAAAGUUGCUCCGGGAGGAAAGUUCCCCGUCGACGGGCGAGUGAUGGAGGGAAGCUCCAUGGCGGAUGAGUCCUUGAUCACAGGGGAGCCGAUGCCCGUUAGUAAGAAGGUGGGCAGCUUGGUGAUUGCCGGCUCCAUCAACGCUCACGGGGCUCUCCUGGUGGAGGCAACGCACGUUGGCGCCGACACAACUCUGUCUCAAAUCGUCAAACUGGUGGAAGACGCCCAAACCUCGAAGGCGCCCAUCCAGCAGUUUGCAGACAGGCUCAGCGGCUACUUCGUGCCCUUCAUUGUCGUCAUCUCUCUGCUGACGCUCGGCGCCUGGCUGGCAAUCGGGUUUGUCGACUUUGACAUUGUGAGAAACAACUUCCCGGGUUACAACCAGAACAUCUCCAAGGCGGAAGUCAUCGUCCGCUUCGCCUUCCAGGCCUCCAUCACCGUUCUGUCCAUCGCCUGCCCCUGCUCUCUGGGGCUGGCGACCCCGACAGCCGUCAUGGUGGGCACAGGGGUCGGAGCUCAGAACGGGAUCCUCAUUAAAGGAGGCGGGCCGCUGGAGAUGGCCCACAAGAUCAACGUGGUGAUGUUUGACAAAACCGGGACGAUUACAAUCGGCGUUCCCCGGGUGACUCGUGUGCUGGUGUUGUGGGAAAUGGCCCGCAUGCCCCUGAGGAGGAUCCUGGCGGUGGUGGGCACAGCGGAGGCCAGCAGCGAGCACCCACUGGGCAUGGCGGUCGCCAAGCACUGCAAAGAGGAGCUGGCCACCGACUUGCUGGGCUACUGUCAGGACUUCCAGGCCGUGCCCGGCUGUGGGAUCAGCUGCCGGGUUUCCAGUGUGGAACAUCUGCUGCAGCAGCCGAUGGAGGAGCGCUUCCUGCUGCCGGGAGCCACCACUGACGAAAGCAGCCUGCUGUCUGCUGCCGAGACCAAGCCUGCAGGUGAGCCUCUGACCUUCUCCGUCCUCAUUGGGAACAGAGAGUGGAUGAGGAGGAACGGCCACCACAUCGGAGCAGACGUUGACGCCGCCAUGUCCAGCCACGAGACCAAAGGACAGACCGCCAUCCUGGUCGCCAUAGAUGGUGUGCUGUGUGCCAUGUUAGCCAUCGCAGACACGGUGAAGGCGGAGUCGGCGUUGGCGGUGCACACACUCAACAGCAUGGGCAUCGAGGUGGUGAUGAUAACGGGAGAUAACAGGCGCACUGCGAAAGCCAUCGCUGCACAGGUGGGGAUCAGGAAGGUGUACGCGGAGGUGCUGCCGUCACAUAAGGUGGCGAAGGUGCAGGAGCUGCAGGACCAAGGCCGGCGGGUGGCCAUGGUGGGGGACGGCGUCAACGACUCACCCGCUCUCGCCCUGGCCGACGUCGGCAUCGCCAUCGGCACCGGCACCGAUGUGGCCAUCGAGGCGGCCGACAUCGUCCUCAUUCGAAACAACCUGCUGGACGUGGUGGCCAGCGUUGAGCUGUCCAAGAAGACGGUGCGGAGGAUAAGGACCAACUUUGUCUUCGCCUUCAUCUACAACCUGGUGGGAAUACCCAUCGCUGCAGGUGUGUUCAUGCCCAUCGGCCUGGUGCUCCAACCCUGGAUGGGCUCUGCCGCAAUGGCGGCCUCCUCCGUCUCGGUGGUUCUGUCGUCUCUAAUGCUUAAAAUGUACAAGAAGACCUCGGUGGAGGUGUAUGAGGCGCGAGCGCUGGGCCACAUGAGGAGCCUCCGGUCGUCGCAGAUCAGCACGUAUGCGGGUCUGGAGGGCCAACGCCGCAGCCCCGCUCUCCCCUCGGGGGCCCGGGAGCAGCUGAGCAAAAGCGGCGCCGUCCCACCUGUCCAGGGGCCGCCCGUUAACUCUGUCCAGGAGCGGGACCGCUACUCCCUCCUGGACUACCAGACUGCAGAGGACCUCAAUGUGUUGUAAAGGGAAAAGGGAAGAAGGACUGAGACACAGAUUUUGUAGUAUUUCUAUUAUUUAUGUAAAUAGAGAAGGCUAAUUGUGCACAGAAACUCACCUUUAGCUCAUGAACCCAAAACCACUUUUAUUACCGUUGGCUCUGAGGACUCCGAUCUAUAUGUUUAUUGGAAAAACGUAAAAAAAAUCAAGCUGCUCACACCUAAAGUGACGCUAUUACUGAAGCAUUGUCUGCACUUUUUUUUCUUCUUCUAUUCCCGCCACAUAAAUCAAACUUGCAAUGUGAAAUGGGUUUGCUUGUGUAUACAAAUGCACUUUUACAAGUAAAGCCACGGUGUUCGGAUAAGAGUGUGUUGGUGUGAAAGCCU